This is a messenger RNA of Gadus macrocephalus (Pacific cod), 4078 nucleotides long. Its product is annotated as solute carrier family 25 member 36-A. Gene Ontology annotation, molecular function: pyrimidine nucleotide transmembrane transporter activity. Gene Ontology annotation, cellular component: mitochondrion. Lineage: Eukaryota; Metazoa; Chordata; Actinopteri; Gadiformes; Gadidae. The record is from RefSeq and is a predicted model, not a curated record. Gene Ontology annotation, biological process: pyrimidine nucleotide import into mitochondrion. The coding region runs from base 403 to 1338 and encodes 311 amino acids. The transcript has 7 exons.
CCCUCCCACUUAUCCACUGCAGCAAUAAGAUAGCCGAGGUCCAAGAUCACUGAUGACAAAUCGAGCCGUUUGCAAGCACCUGGGCUGUAUUACAUUCAAGAAGAUAUAAUAUACCUGCCGUGUAUCAUUAUUUUGACUUUGUAUCGAAGAAAAUAGAUCCGCGGUGCAGCAGAGGGGUGUGUGCUCGAAGCCCGAGCGAAGAGGCAUGUCGGCCUGUGAAUAAUACUGCUUCUUUCACACUGUACCUGUAUCUGAAACACCCGAGACGUAUCCGCGAAGAUUUGGAUUCGGAUUCAUCGUCGACGUCUGUUGUUUCUACCCAGGGGCGCACAUCGUCUCCAUCGGCCAGGACUCGGUCUAGGGCCCCCGGGUUAGCUGUUACCCCGCGGAGCAUGCUAAAGAAUGAGCCAAAGGGAUACACUGGUUCAUUUGUUUGCCGGAGGAUGCGGGGGUACAGUGGGCGCCAUCUUGACCUGUCCUCUGGAGGUGGUGAAGACGCGGCUCCAGUCCUCCCAUGUCACCUUCUACAUCUCCGAUGUGCAGCUCAGCACCGUCAACGGAGCCAGCGUGGCCCGCAUGUCGCCGCCCGGGCCCAUACACUGUCUCAAGUUGAUCCUGGAGAGAGAAGGACCUCGCUCACUAUUCCGAGGUCUCGGACCUAACCUUGUGGGUGUGGCACCGUCCAGGGCCAUUUACUUUGCCGCCUACUCCACCGCCAAGGAGAAGUUGAAUGGAGUGAUGGAGCCUGACUCCACCCCGGUGCACAUGGUGUCCGCAGGACUGGCAGGGUUCACCGCCAUUACUGCCACCAAUCCGAUCUGGCUGAUCAAGACACGCCUACAGCUGGAUGCCAGAAACCGGGGCGAGCGCCGCAUGAACGCCUUCGAGUGCGUGCGGCGGGUGUACCAGGCGGACGGCCUGCACGGCUUCUACCGCGGCAUGUCGGCCUCCUACGCCGGCAUCUCGGAGACGGUCAUCCACUUCGUCAUCUACGAGAGCAUCAAGCAGCGCCUGCUGCAGUCCAAGGCCCAGGCCAACAUGGACGACGAGGAGGAGACGGUCAAGGACGCCUCCGACUUUGUAGGCAUGAUGCUGGCCGCCGCCACCUCCAAGACCUGCGCCACCUCGUUAGCCUACCCACACGAGGUGAUCCGGACGCGGCUACGAGAGGAGGGCACCAGGUACCGCUCCUUCUUCCAGACCCUGAUCCAGGUGCCGCGGGAGGAGGGCUACCGCGCACUGUACCGCGGCCUCACCACACACCUCGUCAGGCAGAUCCCCAACACGGCCAUCAUGAUGGCCACCUACGAACUGGUCGUCUACCUGCUGCACAGUUAGCUGCUUUCCCAAGUUGGCGGCUCUCGGACACAGGAAGUAGCCAACAACUGUUCUCUGGCCAGAAGUAGAAGACAAAGGAAAGCUGAGAGGUCUUUUAAAAAGAAAGAAGGAAAGUUGGUUAAAGAAGAACAAGAUGGUGGAGGAGGAGGAGGAAGAUGAAGAUGGGGUUCCCAACAGCGUAUGGAAUGUCCAACACGGCUCUUCUUAGCCUCCUUCCAUGGAAGGAGCACUAAGUCAGUUGUCUUUACUUUGUGACAGAGAUGAUAAUGUGAAAUGGGAAUGCUUGGUUACAGUCUUGGAUUUUACACAACGGUGGCGAUGUUGGAAAACCAAAACGUUUACAUGGAUUUUGCAAAAAUCUCUUGAAAGUUUUGUUUUUAACUCGCAACAUUUCAGCCUCUUCCGAGUGUGAAGAGGCCUUUCCACUGUCGAAAAAUCUCCCCUGGCCUCAUUCAUUUAUAAGUCUACUGAGCCUGAGAAAUGAGGGCAGAGGAUACAGGAGUAGUGGGACUGGGAGAAUGUAAAGGAAAAAACAUGCACGUUUUUCGCCGUUACUAUAUACACGCUUAUUAACAAGGCGACGUUCAGAUGGUAAAGAAACGGCCCCUGCUUCUGGCACUACAGAGAGAUUGUCUCCAAGCAUUCCCUGAUGCUCCCGCAUUCAGCCCGCCACCCGGGCUCUGAGGGUUCGUACCUGAACAUGCCUCCUCCACGUAAGAACUCAAAAAAGUACGCUCGUCACCUGAAAAGAUGCCUCAGACACUAACCAGUGUUAUCGUCCAUUUAAUCUCAAGGCUCACGCUUUAUCCGUUGUGUGGGUGAGCCACACAAGCAUGUGCGUAGCACCUGGUUGCACGCUCCGUGUGGAAGAAGACGGUUCUCACUAGACGACCGCGCGGCCCCCAUCUCAUUGAACCUAAACGGUUUGCACGGGGGGCGGGUGGGGGGAGACGGACAUAACUGAAGCUCGCUGGUCCUGUGGAAGCUGCUGUGUCUUCUGUGUUGAGUAUGUGGGUGCCUUAUACAGGGUGUUAGUCAGUAGAGAUAUUGGUCAAAAGAACUACAAGCAUAGAAGUGGCCAUGGGUCCCUGUUUCCAAAUAAGGUGUGUGUGUGUGUGUGUGUGUGUGUGUGUGUGUGUGUGUGUGUGUGUGUGUGUGUGUGUGUGUGUGUGUGUGUGUGUGUGUGUGUGUGUGUGUGUGUGUGUGUGUGUGUGUGUGUGUGGGCGAGUGGUGUAUGUGAGCGAGUGUGCAUGGUUUGACUGGGAUCAAGUGAUUUCCGUGAGUGUAUUACUUUUAUUCUGAAGUAGAUUCAUCCUGUUGGGUUCCCUUCAUGUUGUGAUACACGAGGUCUGGAGUGAAGGCUUUCUCCACAGUAUUAGCAGCUCCACCCAUGUCUGGCUGUGUCUCUUCCUCCAGUGGCUUCCCACCUGGUGUUAUAUUAUGCACUUUCGUGGCCUUUGAGGGCUUGUGCUUAGCAUUUUACUGUGUGACAAAUUUGAACCUUGUACAUUGUGAAGAAAACCACAAAAACCGGUAUUCAUGUAUAUUGAAAAGGUAUUUUGCUCAACAUUUCUGAUAUAAUAUAUAUAUUGUACAGUUCAGAGUAUUCCACACUUGUGUAGGAUAUUCAUUUGUGUGUAUGUGUGUGUGUGUGUGUGUGUGCGUGUGUAUUAUUGGCCUACAUAUCUGUGCAUCACAUUUUCUUUUCCACAUUUGGCUUUGGAUCCACUAAACCCCCAAGCUGGUUGAGGUGGAUACAUGGUUUGCAGAUUAACCUUCUUGCAACACGGUGUUUGUGUUUUUUAUUUUGGUUUAUUUUUGUUCAAAGAUGCACACGUUUUCUCUGUGCGUCGGCUUUACUGUAUCGCACAAUGCUACCUGCCACGCUAAAAGUCAGGAAUUGGUCACUAAUUGGUCCCUAGGUAAAUAUAAAAGAAAACAUCUUCUUUGCACGUUUUCCAUCAAUUCUUUAAAUCGAUUGAUAACUCGUUCACUCCCAGGGGUCUGGGUGAUGCUCAUUACUGGAUUGACCUAUUUUCCUUUUGUAGACAAGGCAAUACAAAUAGGUUUAACCCCUUGAACGAUACUUUGGACACUGUUUCUAUAUUCUAUAGACAGUGUGGUGUUUAGAAAGUGAUCCUUGAAUAACUAACUCUCGAUUAAACGUCCUUGUCGUAUGUUGAUGUUUUCUUACCCCUAAGCAGAAUAAUUUAGUCCUUUCUGUGGUUGAUGUUGAAGGAUAAGUCAGUGAUGCUGCUUUCAAAGACCUCAUAUUGAUUUAAAUGUAACUUUGCCUUGUGUAAUAGUCUAGAAAUGUCCCAAACGGAGCCCUCUAUAGAGUUUUAAUGGUACAAUCACACCUUCCGUCCCAGCUGAAUGAGCCCUAGGCUAUAUUCUCAAAUGAUGGUGUGAGUAAAAUUCCAGUAAGCUAGACUUCCAUGAGAUUGAUCAAUUUGAGGUUGUGGAAACAUUCGCCAAUUUACCUUCAAAGCAUCAACGCCUGAUGUGGAAUUACCAAAAUGUGACAAAGACAGCCUGUGCUAUGCAAGUGCUCAAGUGAACACUUUCAAAAUGAACUAUUUUGACAUUUUGUUUUGUAUGAUUUAACUGUAUUUAUGCCAAUACUACAAUUCUACAGACAUGUCCGUGGUGCAUUAUCUAGCAAAACAAACGUUUUAUGACGGCUCCAUUGUUGUUUUUGAUUUUUGGAUAAAAGGUCAAUAAAACUAUUUGCAGCUGA